GCCAUCACUAUCCAUCCUCUCUCCUCCCAUCCAUCGACAUGACGACGCUGGCCACCCCACGGCCAACAAGCAUGGUCGACCCCAUGCACGCCUACAGGGCGAAACGGGACAGGGAGCGAAGAACCGUCCUCAAGGCAUACAAGAUUCUCGGCUUCAUCUCUUCAGGGACGUAUGGACGAGUGUACAAGGCUGUUCUCCUCCCGCCCCCGAAAGCGACGGGCAAGAGUGCGCUCUCGGCGAGCUCGCGGUCUGCCCUCGGCGUUGGGGGGUCCAAGUCGCCCUCGGCCACACCAGGCCUGGCCGACGAACCGCUGAAUAAUCCCGAGCUGUGCAUGCGCCCUGGCGAUAUGCCAGCCAAAGAGGGGGACGUGUUUGCGAUCAAGAAGUUCAAGCCCGAUAAGGAGGGCGAUCAGCAGACGUAUGCUGGCAUCAGUCAGAGUGGAGCGCGUGAGAUCAUGUUGAAUCGCGAGCUGCGGCAUCGUAACCUGGUUGCGCUUCGCGAGGUGAUUCUCGAAGACAAGGCAAUCUACAUGGUCUUCGAGUAUGCGGAGCACGAUUUCUUGCAAAUUAUCCACCACCACUCGCAGACAUUGAGAACCCCCAUCCCAGCGCCAACUCUCCGCCGCCUGCUGCACCAACUGCUCUGUGGACUCCACUUCCUCCACUCGUCGUUUGUGCUCCACCGUGACUUGAAGCCGGCCAAUAUUCUUGUCACCUCGGACGGUGUGGUCAAGAUUGGUGACUUGGGUCUUGCACGUCUAUGGCAUAAGCCAUUGGCUCAGGGUGGUCUGUAUGGAGGCGACAAGGUCGUCGUGACCAUCUGGUACCGUGCUCCGGAGCUCAUCCUGGGCUCGAAACACUACACGGCUGCAGUUGACCUCUGGGCCGUGGGCUGCAUCUACGCCGAACUGUUAUCCCUCCGCCCCAUCUUCAAGGGCGAGGAGGCCAAGCUCGACAGCAAGAAGUCGCUACCAUUCCAGAGGGACCAGAUGGCCAAGAUCUGUGACGUCUUGGGCCCUGUCAAGCCGGAGCACUGGCCAGGAAUUCUCCACAUGCCAGAGCACAAGACGUAUCUGUCUCAAGGUCCAUACCCGACGGGCAACCCCCUGCCAACGUGGUACGGCAGCAGAUCGGGCAGCAGCAACGGGUACGACCUGCUGUCCAAGCUGUUCGAGUGGGACCCAGCCAAGCGGAUCACGGCGCGCGAGGCGCUUGUGCACCCGUGGUUCCAGGAGGACGGGGGGUGUGGCACAUCGAGCGUGUUCGAGGGCAGCACGAUCACGUACCCCCAGCGCCGGGUCACGCACGAGGACAAUGGCGACGCGAAGAUGGGAAGUCUGCCGCCUUCGCUCGCCGGUGGCCGUCUACCCAGCAGCAGCAACUUCCGCCCUGCCACAGGGGCGAGCCAACUGGCGGCCAACAAGCGAGCCAAGCUUCGGUAGCCGCCGGCUUCCAGCUGCAUACUGUCUCCAAUCAUUUGUACCACCUGGAGAGCCCUAUUGUUGUAACUGUUUCCCUAGCCCUUAAGCAUUGUACGGCGGUCUAUGC
Molecule: messenger RNA, 1548 nt
Organism: Vanrija pseudolonga
Lineage: Eukaryota; Fungi; Basidiomycota; Tremellomycetes; Trichosporonales; Trichosporonaceae
Gene: SSN3
Product: Serine/threonine-protein kinase SSN3
Exons: 8
Coding region: 39-1442 (467 amino acids)
Biological process (GO): protein phosphorylation
Cellular component (GO): nucleus; mediator complex
Molecular function (GO): cyclin-dependent protein serine/threonine kinase activity; ATP binding
Source: RefSeq, a predicted model, not a curated record